This is a messenger RNA of Cylas formicarius (sweet potato weevil), 4056 nucleotides long. RefSeq names its product kelch-like protein 17. The record is from RefSeq and is a predicted model, not a curated record. The transcript is spliced from 11 exons. The coding region runs from base 920 to 2791 and encodes 623 amino acids. Gene Ontology annotation, molecular function: protein binding. NCBI's taxonomy places the organism in Eukaryota, Metazoa, Arthropoda, Insecta, Coleoptera, Brentidae.
CACUUUAAACAAAUUUAUUUUUAAUUUCGUCCGUCUCAAGGCCUUCCAAGCAAAGAAAUAAAUAACACAAUGAGAAACAAAGCGUUUUCAUUGUAAGUAUUCCACAAAGACGAUUUGAACUUAACCCAGUAUAUUGAACUUGCUUGGCCAAUUAUUGUAUUUAAAACUGAGUAGGUAUAAAAAGUUUAAUGUACCGUUCCAUUUUUUAUCACAUUUGCUUUUUGACUUAUUUAAUUAAUUUGCGCGAAGCAUUGCAUCAAAAAUCACCACAAUGGUGAUGGUGAGUUGUUUCCUUUGUUCUAAGGAAUACUUACAAAAUAAAUUCAAAAAUAAUAGCUUGUGGUUAGUAUGAUUCCUUCAUAUUAGUUUCUGCGAUGGAUGAAAGUUUCCUGCUUCCGUAGUUCCGCUUUUCCGAGUCUACUUUUCCGAUAUACGACGUUGCCAAGAGGUACAACAACGCAAUGAAAUCUCUGGAUUUUAUUCUAUAUUGGUGGUAUCACAUGGGCAAAUUUGGCAACUGAUUUGAAUUUCGGUUUUCUCUGUCACAACCGGGCUCACAUUCGGGUGGUAUUCGGUCGGCAAUUUUUGAGUGAUGUGAAUGUGAAUUGGGUCUAUAACGUGCGUUAUUGACUUGUUUUUAAAUUACGAUCGGUUGUUAGGGGUCGUGCUUAAUUUUUGAUGUAAUACGCGUGAUAAUAUUUUGUGAUAGUAUUGUUCGGGGUGAAUUUAUUUUUUUUUGGAUUUGAUUUUAGUCAUUAGUUUUCCACCAAUUUUCCCCUUGUGUUAAUCUGAAUUGGUGUAUAUUUAAUAUGUUUAAUUAGUAAUUGGCCGCUUCUAAAAAGGCUUUUUCUGUAUUUUAAGGACAUGUCUUUAUUGUGAACAGCAAGAUCACAUCAAAGAAGACUCUACUAUUCAAACCAUGAGCAACGCAGUGGACCAAGGCCCGUUGGCAGGUCUAGCUUUACCGGAUAGCCCUGGAUUGUCUUCUAGCGGAGGGUCGAUAGUUUUCGAAGCCGCCACACAAACGCCAACUUCCGAGGGCUGUGAUUCACCCUUAUUUACGCAGAAAGGUUACUGUUUAAAGACGGCCGGUCACAGUGCUCACGCGCUCACCAACAUACAAAAGAUGCGGCUACACGGUCAAUUGUGCGAUGUUACUUUAAAAAUAGGAAUAGAAAAAUUUAGAGCUCACAAGGUCGUCUUGGCUUCCGUUAGCCCGUAUUUUUUCGCUAUGUUCAACGGCGAAAUGAAGGAACACAACCAGCACGAAAUAGCCAUACACGACAUGGAUGCCACUGCGGUCGAUUUGCUUCUCGAAUACGCCUACACCGGCCAAAUAACGAUCACUGCCGAUAACGUACAAGUGUUACUGCCUGCCAGUAGCCUGUUGCAGAUGCACGAAGUGAGGGAGGCGUGUUGUAGGUUCCUUUUGAGGCAGCUGCAUCCCACCAACUGUCUGGGAAUCCGAAGUUUCGCGGAUACGCAUUCCUGUAAAGAGCUGCACCUCAAAUCUCACAUAUACGCCUUGCAAAAUUUUCAGCAGGUCGUUUCCACCGAAGAGUUUUUGUUUUUGCCGUUCGAAGAAGUAAAGGAGCUGAUUUCUAACAGUCAGUUAAACAUCGCAUCCGAGGAAGAUGUUUUUACGGCAGUGCUCAAUUGGGUCAAACACGAUCUGAUAGAACGAGAAAAGUACAUUUCCGAACUCAUGAUCCACGUCAGACUGCCGCUGGUAAAUCGGGAAUUCUUAAUGACGCGCGUAGACAACGAAAAACUGAUCAGGGACAACAACGAGUGCAGGGAACUGCUCCUGGAAGCGAUGCGAUACCAUCUGGCGCCGGAAAGGAGAUGCGCCUUGUCCACCACGAGAACGAUGGAGAGGAAACCCAAGGGGGCCGACCCUUACAUUUUCGCCAUAGGGGGCGGGUCUCUGUUCGCCAUUCAUUCCGAAUGCGAGGUCUACAAUCCGAAAAACGACCUCUGGCAUCCGAUAGCUCCGAUGCAAUGGAGACGAUCUAGGUCCGGGGUCACCGGCCUUAGAAGGUUACUUUACGUUGUCGGCGGAUACGACGGCGCCGCAGAUUUGGCAACCGCGGAAUGCUAUAACCCUCUGACGAACGUGUGGUCCGCCAUCACUCCCAUGGGCACCAAAAGAUCUUGCCUGGGCAUCUGCUCGUUCGACGGUCUCAUCUACGCGUGCGGCGGGUACGACGGUGCCUCUUGCUUGAGCUCCAUGGAAAGGUUCGACCCUCUCACCGGAGUCUGGUGCAGCUGUCCUGCCAUGAACACCAGGAGGCGCUACUGUAGGAUUUCCGUCGUGGAAAACUGCAUCUACGCUCUGGGCGGCUUCGAUUCAACCAAUUACCAAGCUUCGGUGGAAAGAUUUGAUCCGAGAGACGGUAAAUGGCAGUCGGUGCCGUCCAUGUCAACGAAACGUUCUAGUUGCGGCGUGGCCACCUUAGAUGGACAUCUUUAUUGCAUCGGAGGAAAUGAUGGGACAAUGUGCAUGAGCAGCGGCGAGAGGCUAAAUAUAAGAAGGAACGCUUGGGAGCCUAUAUCCGCCAUGCAUAACCGAAGGGCCACCCACGAGGUGGUAGCCAUCAACGGCCACAUUUACUCAUUGGGCGGUACCGAUGGCAGUUCGAGUUUAAAUUCGGUCGAGCAGUACGAUCCCAAAUGCAACAAAUGGAUCCUGGUAAAGAGUAUGGCGUCGCGAAGAAGCUCGGUGGGCGCGGCCGUUUUGGACUGCAUCAAUAUCGAAUACGUGUUGAGACAGACGAGGCUAGGCAGUUGAUGAUGCCCGUUAAGGGCCUCUAAAGUAAACGGAAAGGGUAACUUGAAAGUGAUCUCAUCGGUUUGGGAACAUCAUGACAUGAUGACAUAUUUUUUGCUUCGAUCUAGUCACUUUGGAAUAAUAUGCGCAACUUGGCGGUAUUAACGUGACGUAGUGUUUUGGCCUUAACGUAGUGUAUCUGUCAAAUGUGGCUUAUUAAUUAUUACCACUCGGGUGGAUCUAGCAACACGAACUUUCUUCUUACUUUAUACAGAUUCUAUCGGAAGUUUAUUCUGUCCAUACAGGGUGUUUCGAAAAGUAUGCGCCGACGCUUGCCUGGAGAUUUGUCAAAAAGACAAAAAAAAUCAUAUAAGAUAUGCUUUUUACAAUAUUUUCAAUUAAUUUUAAUUGGCUAACUUUGCUUUAAAAUAAUAUUGCUUGAAUGAGGUCUUCGGAGCAACCGAUUUAUUCAAAAAUUAUUUAAUAUGUAUUAUAAUUUACCACACCACAUAAUUGGUUUGCUUAGAAACACACACAUACAUCACGCCAAAAAAAUGUGCGCCACUGACUUGCAAUGUUUUUUGCUUUGAAUAACCCACUCAUUGAGUUGCUUUCAACUUUUUCUUAAAAUUAGUUCUAAAAACACAAAAGGCGAUGAAAAUUGAGAAAUCUUGGGAACCAAGCAUUUUACGUUCAUGUGAACGUUUUUUAGCGCAUAUUUUUUGUAUUUAUAUUUCCAAUUAUUAAUGAAUCUGCCCAUAUACAAGUUUUCGUUUCAUCUUCGUGAAAUUCUUGAAACUCUUCGGGAGGCUGUUAUCUUGAAUUAUACUUGUUUUUUUGCUAGAUUUACUGCGAAAAUUUUACCAUUUUUACUACUUACCCGGUUAAAAUGCGUAACACGUAUACUUUAUAGUUCGUUGUGAAAUGUUUCUGUGAUAAAUUAGUAUUCAUCAAAGGAACCAAACGCUACUUGAGCCGUAGUUCAAAUGUACCGACAUAUUGGUUAUUGUUUUUCUUCCAUUGUACUUCCUGUGACAUGGUAUGGGUUUAAAACACUUUUCUUUUAGACGGAUUUUUAUACUUACUAAGCCAGAAUCGGGUUUAAUUUCUCACGUUACCUAGUUAAUUGUUGCGCUAGUCUCAUAGAUUUAGGGUUUGAAAAGCUUGUUUGUUUUCGAGAGCAUCUAAAUUGUUACUUAGGGCAAUUAUAUACAAUUUGUAAAUCUAUGUGCAAUUUUAUAUAUAUUUGGAUUUUAAACAUGUACGUUACGGUAUAACCACGCACU